Messenger RNA from Lacerta agilis (Sand lizard), 3025 nucleotides. It is a transcript of the gene INPP5E, whose product is annotated as inositol polyphosphate-5-phosphatase E. Gene Ontology annotation, molecular function: inositol-polyphosphate 5-phosphatase activity. The transcript has 11 exons. Gene Ontology annotation, biological process: phosphatidylinositol dephosphorylation. The record is from RefSeq and is a predicted model, not a curated record. Bases 256 to 2115 code for a protein of 619 amino acids. Lineage: Eukaryota; Metazoa; Chordata; Lepidosauria; Squamata; Lacertidae.
AGCACCAGAGAGGCCCCGCAGGAGGAGACAGAGGAGGGGAGCGGCGACGACAGUCCGGGGAGGAAAGCGGCCUGGCCUCAAUCAGAGAGUUGCAGGUGGAUCCCAGCAAUGCAUCUUCAUGUUCAGGCAACAGGCCCUCCAUUCCUGACACCGGUGUCCUGAUUGGGGUUCUUUUCCCACUCAGGAAAACAUGCCUUAGGCUGUUUCCUUGACUUCUGCGUAGAUGGGAUAUCCAAUGGAUUUUCCUAGGGGACAAUGGAGCACACACCGAACCCUGAGGACAAAGUACGACAAAACGUACCACCCAAGGAGACUGCACGGGCUGCCAGACAGGAGGCGGGUGACAAUGUGGAUUUCCACUCCAAGCACCAGCAAGAAAUCCAGGCUUCCUUUUUCAACAACGCUUUGGAAAGCCAUCUAGAAGGGUUCCAGGCCCACACGGAGCUCAGGUCAUUCACCCCAAAGCCUCCCCGCAAGCCCCCAAGACUUGAGCGGACUUCUUCUCUCGAUGAACUGAUCUGGCGGAGGAGGAGGCUCUUCAAGAUGAGCCGAGACAGCUUGGUGGAUCCCUCCGAGAUGGGCUCCUCCAACGGAUCCCUCCAAGGGGAGAAUCCUCUGGGACAGAUGGCAGCCUCCACGAGCAAUUUGCACUGUGACCAGGAAUCCCUCUGCGGCUUGCAGCAAGCCUUGGAGGUGCCCCCCACCAGGCAUGACAACUUGCAUGGGAAGCUGUCUAGAGUGACACCCACCCGUCCUCCGCCCCCUCUGGAGCUUGAUGGCUCCUUCCCUUCUCUGAGGACAACUAAUAGGAUCGACCCAGAUUGGGCGGAUUACAGACUUUGCUCCCAGAGUGCCUUUCCAAGGGCAGGCAGCAGCUGGAGUGACACCAGGCUCCACAGCCGCGGGAUGGUUUGUGACAACUGCUCCACCACCUCCAUGAAGUCCACUUUCAGCCUCUUGACCCCCAUCCGCGUCAGGGAUGUGCGGAACAGAAGUUAUUUGGAAGGCAGCCUUUUGGCGACUGGUGCACUGCUGGGAGCAGAGGAAUUGAACCGGUAUUUUCCUGACCGGAACAUUGGCAUCUUUGUUGCCACCUGGAAUAUGCAGGGCCAAAAGGAACUCCCUGAGGUGUUGGAUGAUUUCCUGCUGCCGCCAGGCCCUGACUUUGCCCAGGACAUGUAUGUGAUAGGGAUCCAAGAAGGCUGCCCAGAUAGGCGUGAGUGGGAGAUCCGCUUGCAGGAGACGCUGGGCCCCCAUUACGUCAUGCUCUAUGCGGCAUCUCACGGUGUGCUCUACAUGUCAGUUUUCCUGCGGAGGGACCUCAUCUGGUUCUGCUCAGAGGUGGAAUAUGCCACUGUGACAACUCGCAUUGUGUCUCAGAUCAAGACCAAGGGGGCCCUCGGAGUUUGCUUCACCUUCUUCGGCACUUCCUUCCUAUUCAUUACCUCCCACUUCACGUCUGGAGAUGGCAAAGUGUACGAGAGGGUCCUGGACUACAACAAAACUAUCCAGGCUCUUACACUUCCAAAAAACAUUCCAGAUACCAACCCCUAUCGCUCCAGCCCUUCAGACGUCACAACCCACUUUGACAAUGUAUUUUGGUUCGGGGACUUCAAUUUCCGCCUGAACUUGGAUCGGGAGGUGGUGGAGCAGAUCCUCAGCAAAGGGCUGGAAGCAGACAUCUCUAAGUUGCUACAGCAUGACCAGUUGAUUAAGGAAAUGGCCAGUGGGUCAAUUUUCAAGGGGUUCCAAGAGGCUCCCAUCCUUUUCCGCCCUUCCUACAAGUUUGAUGUUGGGCAGGACUCCUACGAUACUACCUCCAAGCAGAGGACACCAUCGUACACGGAUCGUGUGAUCUACCGGAGCCGUCACAAGGAUGACAUUCAAGCUGUGAAAUACUCUUCCUGCCUGGGGAUCAAAACAUCAGACCACCGGCCUGUAUAUGGGUUAUUUCGGGUCAAAGUGAGGCCUGGAAGAGACAACAUUCCACUGGCUGCUGGCCAGUUCGAUCGAGAACUCUACUUGAUUGGCAUCAGGCGACGUAUCACCAGGGAACUUCAGAAGAAGCAAACACUCAAGGACCAAAAAGCCAGUGCCGUCUGCUCUGUUUCCUGACCUCAAAGGGCCAUCCAAAGAGGGCUUUUCUGAGCUGGGCACAAGAGGAGCUUCUGACUGCUCCCCACAGUGAAAGGGCCUGUGGAGGAAAGAGCGCCAGCACCUGUUGCUUGGGGCCUCCUGCCAUCAGGUCUUUGGAACUGCCUUGUCGCUGCUGUGCCUGGAAACAUGGAAGGAAUGCUCUGAGGUUGACAGCAACUGGAUCUUUGUAGACACAAGGCAACAAACUUGUCCAGUGGGGCUGGGCGGAGACUUUCCUAGACUGAGAUGCUCCCUUGUCUCAUUUUGGGAAACUUGUUGCCUGAAAAAGGGUCAUGGGCAUCCCUUUUGUGUUUCAAGACCACAUACAUCUUGGUUUUCAUCAGGUGCCUCUGGGGACCAGCUUUGGGAACAAAUGAACCUCCUGCAUCUGUAUUUUUGCUCCGUUCAUUCCUUGCCACCAAGAAGCUGAAUAUGCAGAAACAUUUGAGCAUACUGCCAGCUUCAUUUGCCCCUCCCCCCAACACAUUGUUUUCUCAAUUCCAGAAAGAGCAAAGUCCCCAUCUGGAACAGGCACAUUUAUUUUUGAAGUAGGAAGUGCCAGGGAGAGUGCUGAUGGCAUGCUGCAACUCCUGGGAAGGGCCUCAGAUAUCUUCCCUCAUUCCCUGACAUAGAUUAGUAGUAUUAAGAAAUAGAAGGCUUUCUGGUUUCAUUGAACCAAGAACCUUUGUUGCUUGUCUCUUUCCAGCUGGCUACAAAAAUCAGUAUUCUUUGUGGCAAGACCAAAUUUUGACUUGUCAACAGGUGCAAAGCAGGGCUGCAGGCAUGUUGGAGUUUUGGGUUUACCCUUCCAUUUGGUUGCUUGUUACUGCUGUGGACUGCAUUUGUGUCCAUAAUUUAAUAAACCAAGAACCAGAUUUCUAAAAACUUA